Hypanus sabinus (Atlantic stingray) is the source of this 1070-nucleotide messenger RNA. Its product is annotated as protein PAT1 homolog 1-like. The record is from RefSeq and is a predicted model, not a curated record. Gene Ontology annotation, cellular component: P-body. Gene Ontology annotation, molecular function: RNA binding. The coding region runs from base 45 to 1070 and encodes 341 amino acids. Gene Ontology annotation, biological process: P-body assembly; deadenylation-dependent decapping of nuclear-transcribed mRNA. The transcript has 7 exons. NCBI's taxonomy places the organism in Eukaryota, Metazoa, Chordata, Chondrichthyes, Myliobatiformes, Dasyatidae.
CUCUCUCUCUCUCUCUCCCGCAGAUUCCUCAGCUCCACCCGGGCAUGUGGGAAGGCCCCACCAUGUUCCAGGGCAUGGGAAGCCCCUUCUUCUCCCACCUGGAGGGCAGCCGAAUUCUCUCCGGCUCGAGGGACUGCGUCCAGCCCCAGCGGCCGGCGGCGGGCGCCGAGCGGGAUCUGUCGGACCGGGCCCCCCCGCCGAGAUCGUCCUCCCCGGUGAUCGGCUCCCCGCCGGUGCGGACGGCCCCCAUCGGGACCCCGCCCAAGCAGCACGGCCCCUUCCUCCUGGGGCAGCAGCCCUCCAUCCUGUGCCCCACCCCUGUCCACGUGCGGGCUCCGAUCCACCAGCGAUUCUCCGCGCCCGUCGCGGACCGGCGCUCUCCGACGCAGCUGCUCCAUGUGAUGAACUCAUCACUCCGGUCCCGCCACUCGCAAGGCAACGUCUCAUCAGCCCUGAACCCCCUUCUCCUCGGUGCUGGCCAGGCCGGCAGGAUGUCUCCCAGCCACCUGGGCCGGGCCCCCACGUUGGCGGGGGCUCAGCUGUCGGCCCUGCCGGGCGGGCUCCUCCCGGGCCCAGGGGGAAUGCUGAUCCCGCCGGCCGCUGGCUUCCGGCCCUUCUUCGCCGGCGCGGGGGCUGGCCGACUCCAGGAGCUGAGGUCCGCGCAGCCGAUGGCCCGUGCCGCCACCACCCACCUCCACCCCCAACACCGCCGCCUUCUCAGCCAGAGGUUGCAGAUGCAGAACGCCAGGGGGCACCCCCGGGGGCAGGGCGGCCCCGGAGGCGAGCGGCCCGGCAGGGGCUGCCACCCGGAGCCCAGGGACCCGUACAGCAACCUGAUGAGCCAGCGGGAGAAGGACUGGGUCAGCAAGAUCCAGAUGAUGCAGCUGCAGAGCGCUGACCCCUCCCUCGACGACUACUACUACCAGGUAGGCCCGGUGGGUGUGGAGGCCGGCUUGCGGCCCGCGUCCCGGGAGCAUCAGGGGCGAUGGCUCCCUUCGGCCCGUCUACCCGGUGCCGACCCGGUAGCCAGGACUGUGAGGCUCCCGCGUGCCCGAGCCUCGGGCUCGUAA